AACGGAACACUUCCACUUUUGCUCUAGUCUCUAACAAUGGAGCCCCAAGAACACCACCACCACCACCCGGAAACCCUAACACCCUCUACCACCACCACAUCCACCGCAGCCGCCAUUCCCUGCGGCAAAUGCGGAUCCAUGGCCGCACCUCCGCCGCCUCUGUCGUGGCCGGACACCUCCCCACCCCCAAACUACCGCCCCAUCCGAGCCCCCGCCAUCAACCUCCCUCCAAACCAACAAGCCAUAAUCCUCACCCCUGUCCCUCAAGCCAAGUCCGUCCCCCCAAUCUCACCCCCCUUCCAUUUCCAAACCCCCUCCAAAAUCAUCCAAUCCCCCGACGACCUCCGCCGCUUCCACGACUCCGAUUCCGGCAAACACUUCCUCGGCUUCGUCGUCGCCCUCUCCGAAUCCAUCCGCUCCAAGAAAAUCUCCGACCCCUGCCACCACUCCCCCGUCACCACCGCCAUCGUCUCCAUUCUCGACACUCUCCUCCGUUGGAUCGACGAAAUCCCUCCCACUCAGCAAGCCGCCCGAUACGGCAACGUUUCUUACCGCGUCUGGCACGAGCGCUUGGUCGAGAAUAGCUCCAACCUAAUGAUGCAAUUCCUCCCCCAACAUCUGGAAGCUUCCACCGUUGAGAUCGUCCCUUAUUUCACUGACAGCUUCGGAAACGCGAGCCGAAUCGACUACGGUACCGGCCACGAGACCAAUUUCGCAUCGUGGCUUUAUUGCCUGGCGAGAAUGGAGGUUAUUAAGGAAGAGGACUACCCUGCCGUGGUGGCCAGAGUGUUCGUCAAGUACUUGGAGUUGAUGAGGAAGCUGCAGCUGGUGUAUUGCUUAGAGCCGGCGGGGUCUCACGGCGUUUGGGGCCUUGACGACUACCAUUUCCUGCCCUUCAUUUUCGGCUCUUCGCAGUUGAUUGAUCACAAGCAUAUGAAGCCCAAGUCCAUUCAUAAUGAUGAUAUACUGGAGAAUUUUUCAAAUGAGUAUAUGUAUCUUUCGGGGAUUGCUUUUGUGAAGAAGGUGAAGAAGGGUCCGUUUUCAGAGCACUCUCCUUUGUUGGAUGAUAUCAGUGGAGUGCCGAAUUGGAACAAAGUCAAUAAGGGGAUGCUGAAGAUGUAUAAGGUUGAGGUGUUGGAGAAGGUACCCAUCAUGCAGCAUUUCCUAUUUGGCUGGCUCAUCAACUGGGAGUAGAAUUUCACUUGAGGAGCAAGAUGUCAAUUUUCUGUCAGAUUAUUAGUCAGUUGAAGCAUAGAAAGGGAGUAGAAUUUCACAUGAGAAGAAAGACGUCGAUUUUCUGUCAGAUUAUUAGUCAAUUGAAGUUUGGAAGGUACUAGAUUGAAAAUAUAAUUCUGCUGUUUUGUAAUCAUUGACUUGAUAUUAUUAUUAUUAUGGUUUCUGAAUA
This is a messenger RNA of Rosa rugosa (rugosa rose), 1405 nucleotides long. RefSeq lists its product as uncharacterized. Gene Ontology annotation, biological process: mitotic spindle organization. Gene Ontology annotation, cellular component: cytoplasm; protein phosphatase type 2A complex; nucleus. NCBI's taxonomy places the organism in Eukaryota, Viridiplantae, Streptophyta, Magnoliopsida, Rosales, Rosaceae. The record is from RefSeq and is a predicted model, not a curated record. The transcript is spliced from 3 exons. Gene Ontology annotation, molecular function: peptidyl-prolyl cis-trans isomerase activity; protein tyrosine phosphatase activator activity. Bases 37 to 1194 code for a protein of 385 amino acids.